AUGCCGAAUACCAAGUCAGCCCCGACGCAUUUAGCGCUCUGCUGCACCGCGGAAGACUUCCAGGCGGCUGCAAAAGCGGUUCUUCCCAACAAGUCAUGGGUCUAUGUAUCUAGCAGCGCGAACUCGGGAGCGUCGCUUGAUUCGAACUUGAAUGACUGGUCUCUCAUCAAUUUCCGGCCUCGAAUCAUGAGAAGUGUCAGUGCCUUGAACACCAAAUGUUCCAUCCUGGGACAGACUGGGCAAUAUCCAUUUUUUGUGUCAGCCAUGGGAACUCUGGGUAAUGCACACCCUGGUGCUGAACCAUUGUUAGCCCGAGGAGCGACACGCAAGGGAUUGCAUACAGUGAUCAGCACAGCGACAUCCAAGUCCUUGGAAGAUAUCAUGGAUGCCCACUUGGACGAACAGCAACGACUCAAAAACCAGAGCCCUUCCAAGCUCUUCUUUCAACUAUACGUCCCGAUCGACCGCACAAAAGCCAAGUCUCUCAUUCAGAGGGUAAAGGCCGCCGGAUACCAGAGCUUGUGGGUCACUGUGGACACUUCAACACUAGGCAAACGAACAGCCGAUCGAUAUCUACAGGCACAAGAAGCCCUCGAUCAAGGCGUGCGAGAGACGACAAGAGAUCCUGCGGCCGAGAAUGAUUUCGGGCCUGCAUUUGGUGGCCGGCCCGUUCCUGGAUACUUGGAUCCCGGCCUGACCUGGGAGGAUUUGGCGUGGAUCUCUCGGGAAUGGAACGGUCCCGUUGUGUUGAAGGGCAUCCAAACUGUUGAAGACGUUAGAUUGGCUGUCCAACAUGGUGUGCAGGGCGUUCUUUUGAGCAACCAUGGGGGCCGCCAAAUUCACUCUGCUCCGAGCGCCUUGAUGACGCUCCUGGAGAUCCGGACUUACUACCCAGAAGCUUUUGACAAGCUCGAAAUUUAUGUAGACGGUGGUCUUCGAGAUGGAGCCGAUGUUCUCAAGGCCCUUUGCCUCGGAGCCACAGCAGUGGGCGUUGGUCGGCCCUAUUACUACGCCAUGGCCGCGUAUGGGUUGGAAGGAGUGGAAAGAUGCACCGAUAUCAUCGCCGAGGAGCUUGAGAUCACCAUGAAAAUGCUCGGUGUCUCCUCCCUCGACCAACUUCGGCCAGAAAUGGUCAACGCGACUCGACUGUUGAAUGAGAUGUGGCGACCGGAGAUGCCGAGGCCCAAGCUAUAG
This is a messenger RNA of Penicillium atrosanguineum, 1194 nucleotides long. RefSeq lists its product as uncharacterized. The transcript is spliced from 2 exons. Lineage: Eukaryota; Fungi; Ascomycota; Eurotiomycetes; Eurotiales; Aspergillaceae. The record is from RefSeq and is a predicted model, not a curated record. The coding region runs from base 1 to 1194 and encodes 397 amino acids. Gene Ontology annotation, molecular function: oxidoreductase activity; FMN binding.